UUCGUCAAAGCACAAUCGCUGGUGCUCACAAAGUCGAUAGAUCUGGAGAAGGGCGAGCAUGGACGACAUGGACACUUCAGCAAGGACGAACCCUUGCCUUUUGAGAUAAAAGGGAAGCUUGGAAGCGGAGGGUUUUCCCAGGUGGACAGAAUACUCAAUCCUGUAUUUCUCGGCCUCAUUAUGUCUCCGGUGGCAGACACGGACCUUGCGAAGUACCUGAAAGGUAUCGCAAGCUCAACCUCCGCCGGAUUGCUACCUGUGGAAGAUAUCACGAACCUCCGGUCCUACUUCGGCUGCCUAGCUAACGCUCUUCAAUAUCUCCAUGAGCAAUCAAUUAGGCACAAGGAUAUCAAACCCCAGAAUAUCCUCAUUGAGAGUGGUAACGUCCUCUUCACCGAUUUCGGAUUGUCGCGCAACUUCCAAGAUACAACCGGUAGUACGACAUCAGGGAUGACUUACAUGACUCCGCGCUACUCUGCCCCCGAAGUAGCCGCGUAUGAUGCGCGCAAUACAUCUGCCGACAUCUGGUCUCUCGGCUGCGUCUUUCUAGAGAUGACCCUGACUCUCAAAGGGCUCAAUCUAUGUUAUAUGGACGAAUUUUUUGAACGGACUGGAACUCGC
This is a messenger RNA of Mytilinidion resinicola, 621 nucleotides long. RefSeq names its product kinase-like protein. The annotation marks the transcript as partial. NCBI's taxonomy places the organism in Eukaryota, Fungi, Ascomycota, Dothideomycetes, Mytilinidiales, Mytilinidiaceae. Gene Ontology annotation, biological process: protein phosphorylation; mitotic DNA damage checkpoint signaling. The transcript has 2 exons. Gene Ontology annotation, molecular function: ATP binding; protein serine/threonine kinase activity. The record is from RefSeq and is a predicted model, not a curated record. Gene Ontology annotation, cellular component: nucleus.